CAGCGGCCCCCGGGACCUUGGCUCCUCCUGGGUUUCCCGGAGAGGUCUGCGCAAUCGCGAGCCCACGGGGACUUCAGGGUCCAGGCUGCGAUGAGUCCUCGGGGGCCGGAGGCUCGCGGGCGCGGCCCGUCGGUGCUGUUCGUGCACCCGGACUUCGGCGUGGGCGGCGCGGAGCGGCUGGUGCUGGACGCGGCGUUGGCACUGCAGUCUCGCGGCUGCCGCGUCCAGGUGUGGACGGCGCACUAUGACCCGGGCCACUGCUUCUCGGAGAGCCGCCAGCUGCAGGUCCACUGCGCCGGUGACUGGCUGCCUCGCAGCCUGGGCUGGGGCGGGCGCGGCGCGGCGCUGUGCGCUUACCUGCGUAUGGUCUACCUGGCGCUCUACAUCCUUCUGCUGAGCGGCGAGGAGAUGGACGUGAUCGUGUGCGACCAGGUGUCUGCUUGUAUCCCAGUGUUUAGACUGGCCAGACAUCGGAAGAAGAUACUGUUUUACUGUCAUUUUCCUGAUUUACUUCUCACUCAGAGAAAUUCUUUUCUUAAACGACUCUACCGAGCCCCCAUUGAUUGGGUGGAAGAGUAUACCACUGGCAUGGCAGACUGCAUUGUGGUCAAUAGCUCCUUCACAGCAAGUGUUUUUAAGAGCACCUUCAAAUCUCUAGCACACAUCAACCCAGAUGUCCUCUACCCUUCUUUGAAUGUCAGCAGCUUUGACACUGUGGUGCCUUCAGAUCUCGAUAACUUAAUUCCCAAAGGAAAGAAGUUUGUUUUUGUUUCAAUCAACAGAUAUGAAAGGAAGAAAAAUCUGACUCUGGCUUUAGAAGCGUUACUUGAACUACGUGGGAGAGUAGAUGUUCAAGAUUGGGAAAAGAUUCAUCUAAUAAUGGCUGGCGGUUACGAUGAGCGAGUCCUGGAAAAUGUGGAGUAUUAUAAAGAACUGGAGAAUACAGCCGGCCAGUUUGACCUUAGCCGCAAUGUCACGUUCCUGAGGUCUCUUUCAGAUACACAAAAGAUCUCCCUUCUCCACAACUGUACUUGUGUGCUCUAUACACCGAGCAACGAGCAUUUCGGCAUAGUCCCUCUUGAAGCCAUGUACAUGCAGCGUCCUGUCAUUGCAGUGAAUUCAGGUGGACCUCUGGAGUCGGUUGUAGAUAACGUGACGGGGUUUUUAUGUGAACCUGACCCGACGCAGUUUUCUAAAGCAAUGGAAAAGUUUAUCAGCAAUCCUUCCUUAAAAGCUACCAUGGGGUCAGCAGGAAGAGCCAGAGUGAAGGAAAAAUUUUCACCAGAAGCUUUUACGGAUCAGCUAUACCAGUACGUAACUAAAUUGACAGAAUAAUCAUGUAGUUUUAAAACUUUUUCUGGAGACAGCCUGGUGGUACAGAGGUUUUAAGGACUGGAUUUGAAGUCAGGCAGACCCAAGUUGGAAUCCUGCCUUAUCCAGUUACUGGUUGUGUGAUCCUGAGCAACUCGUGUAACCUCUCACCCUCAGUUUCCUAAUUUGUAAAAUAGGGAUAAUAAUAUCACCUACCUCACAGGGUUCUUGAGGAGCAAAUGAAAUAACUCAUGUAAAGCACUUUGCAAACCUUAAAAUACCAUGUGAAUGGUUGUUAUUAGAUUACUGUUAGAUUGACUAAACUAGUUGACUAGGUUUCUAGACUCAGUUGUACUUCCAAAAAAAAAAUCACUGCACAGUUUAUCUGGUACAGAGUAGAUUCAUCAUAUAUUGAAAAUAACAGACUUAGGUCUUAUCCUCCUCCUCCUAUAAACAUUUUUUAAAAGGAGGAAAAAACAUAGACCAUAUCAUAUUAGUACUGUCUUUAAAAUAUUAAGACAUAAAACCUGAAAAAAAAUUCAUAACAUUUUAAUUCUGUUCUAUCUAGAUAAGUAUCAGGGUUUGUAUGCAUUUAAGCUGUACAGUCAUGUCACAUGUAUAUUAUGGUUUGACUGGAGAACUUGUUUUAAUUUUCCUUAACUGUAAUUAAACCAGUAUGUAAGAUUAAAUCUUAAGUCAUAAAAUAUCAGAACUAAUAUUUAAUAUUUCCACACUAAAAAUACUUGGUCAGCUUUACAUGGUCUGCCAUACUUAUGGGAAAAUAUGCAUUUUUUUGGACAAGAUUAAUUAUCACAUUUUAAACUGAUAUUUUUUUGUGGUGUUUUUGCUUGCCGAAAGGUGGAAGCAAAUAUGUGUGAAGAAAUAAAUAAAAUGAUAUUUGAGAA
Trichosurus vulpecula (common brushtail) is the source of this 2216-nucleotide messenger RNA. It is a transcript of the gene ALG2, whose product is annotated as ALG2 alpha-1,3/1,6-mannosyltransferase. Bases 91 to 1335 code for a protein of 414 amino acids. The transcript is spliced from 2 exons. The record is from RefSeq and is a predicted model, not a curated record. Gene Ontology annotation, molecular function: alpha-1,3-mannosyltransferase activity; GDP-Man:Man(1)GlcNAc(2)-PP-Dol alpha-1,3-mannosyltransferase activity. NCBI's taxonomy places the organism in Eukaryota, Metazoa, Chordata, Mammalia, Diprotodontia, Phalangeridae.